CCACAACUUACAAGCUCUCGCCACACUCGACUCGAGGCGCGCCGAGAUAACAGCCAACCUGAACACGGAGAGCUCUUUGUCCCCUCACUUCAAAGAGACAUGUCCCGCGCUUCGGCUUCACCAGCACGCCGAAAGUCUGUCGGCUUAUUUGACAGAGACAUGAACCGCUUCGACAACAACAACCUCACCUUACCCGUCACCAAGGGCGGGCGCAAACCCAAGCGCGGCGUCUCCAUGGGCGGAAGUGUUGACAUGCUGAGCGAAACGCAACUGAUGCGCCGACAGGCGAAACCACGCAAGUCCAUCCUCAAGUCGGCCCCUGGUAACAUGGACGAGUGGGAUGCUCAAACUUUCGACUAUGGAGCUACCAUCGACUUUGGACAGCUACAUCAUGCGCCUGCGGCGCCGGCUCCGGGCAUGAAUGUCAACUCGAGAAUGAGCUUGGGUCCUCGGCGGCGAGUGAGCUUCGCGCCCAACACCCACGUCCGCAUGUUCGACCAGCCGGAGAAGAAGCCACGGCGCAAGUCAUCUAUGCUCCCGCGACAGUUUGGCAGUGGCAGCAAUGGGUCGUCUCAGUCGCCCUCCCGCCCCCGAAUCUCUAUCUCUGGCGCGUCUAGCACCCGAUCCUCACUCUCAGGCCCAGGAUCACGGACAUCGAGUCCCCGAGCGCGCUUCCUCGGUGAAGGGGAAGAGAUGAGUGAGGCGUCGAUGGACAUUGAGAGUGACCAGUCGUACUCGAGUGCAGAUGAUUCCGACGACAUUCUUGCCCAGGUGCAGGCCAUUCGACCGAAAUCUCCCGUUCCACCACCCGCUCCGGACAGCUCUAGCGACGGGAUUGACGCGGAAGGGGAGAUGGAUAUGGACGAGACUAUUAUCGGGGGCGGUAUCGUUGCCCAGCGCUGGGCGCGCGACGCGUCAGUAUCAGACUCCGACUCAGAAUCUGACAUGAGUGUCGGGGGAGCUGCGGACGGCACGGACGAUGAGAUGACGAUGGACUUUACUGUUGCUCUUGGCGGCCCAAUGCCCCGCGUUCCGCCGCAAAACGCGCUUCGCGGCCGUGCUUCCAUCGGGUAUUCGGUCCCCUCCGCGCCAGGUCAACAGCCAUUUCACCCUGGAGACGCCGUCUCGGACGGUGAGUCGAUGGAGAUUGAGGAAACCGUGGCAUACGGAUACGUGAACAACGACGAGUCCACUUCAUCGUCCGACAAUUCGAACCUUCACCGUAUGGGUGAUCACACAGCGACGUACAACCUGGACUUUACGUCCGUGGGAGGCGGCAUCUACGAGGAGAGUGCCAUGGACAUAUCCAUGACUACAGUCCAUGGUGGCAUCCUCAGCAAUGGGAUGAACAUGUCUUUCACCGGCGCACACGGCGGCAUCAAUAACAGCGCGCUAGACCUGACAACAACCCGCGCACAUGGGUGGACUGAAAACGACACAAGCGCGCUGGACUUCACGUCUGCUGGCGGGGGCAUCGCUUACAAGAGCACGAGCGUGUACGGGGCAGCCACAACGAUGAUGACAAACAUCUUCGCCUCUCCUCAGAAACCAAACCCAAGCCCGAUACCGGACCCGCCCGCCAAGAAAGCGACAAGCGUGAACAUAUUCGCACCUACACCAGGGUCUUCAAGCAUUACUCGCCCGCGCUCGUCAAUCAAGCCCGCGUUGACGCCCUUCGCACCUUUGUCAGCACCUCCGAUCGCGCCAUCGCCCGAGAUCGAUCCCGAGCUCGAGGAAGAGGGGCCCAUCGUCCCUCCACCCCGGGUGCGCGGUGGCUCUGCGACCCCGGCCCGCCCGGCUCCGGGCACUCCCAGCCGCAAAUCACGCGUUGUGCCGGUCGGUACGCCUUCGUUCGCGCGCCAGACGUCCUCAUCGGCGCAGAAGUUGCGAGAGGCGCCUCCGUCAACGCAGAAGCGCGCGCCUGCCUCGGCUCAAAAGCAGAAGCGAAACGUCUUUGGAGCCUCCCCGGAACCUGAGGGCGAGUCGCUCCCUUCGUUGUCGCGCUCGAAGUCGCGCACUCCGAGUCAAACUGCUGCCAGUCAUGGGACAGCUGCGAGUGUCGCUAAGAGGCUCGAUUUCUCCAGCGCAGUCGUUCCGUCGACACCUACAUCGGCUUCGUCGGCCGCCCCUGCCGGGCGGACGCCGAAAGCAACCCCGAGGCCCGUUGCGCCCGGUGGCUCCACCCUAACAACCACUUCCUCAACAACACCCAGAGCCACGCCAAAAAGGCCUGGGGCACGUGCGCCUUCGGUGCCACCCAGUUCACUUAAGCGUGGGCGCGAGGACGAGGGGAAUGCCGAGCAGACAGACAAGGACAUUCACCGCGAUAAGCGCCGCAGAUCCAGCAUCGUCACGCCCUCAUCCCAGUCGAACAGCGAGGCGACGGGUGAGGACACCAUGUCCAUCGAGGAAUCCAAUGAGAUAUCAGAGCGCAUGCCUGUCAACGAGCAGCGGGAAGAUGAGCAAUCUCCAUCACAGGAGAAGCACGCAUCGGUGGAAGCCGAGAGGAACGAGGAGCGUCACCUUACUCCUGAGCCAAUGGAGGAUCGCCCGCUACCUUCUUACACACCCAUCCGUCGCGGGACGGAGGGGCGAGGUACACCUCGUCGCACGCCUCGGAGGUCUCUCGGUCCUCCUCGGCGAUCUAUCACGAUCGAGCAAGACCUAGAGGUCAUGGAGCGUCGACCGUAUUCUGAGGCCGAGCCUGUCGACCUCAUGACGCACCUCCCCUCGCAACCUGGUGUGGAGGUCCAGAACGUGCCGCUUUCCGCAUUCCUCGAGAUGGUGGGGAUCAGCUGGCAAGACGACCUCAUCGGGCGCAAGAGUCUGGCUGCGCGGACCGAUAGCCUCAAGUCGCAGUUCCCGAAGGGACACGACUUCCCGCUGCCGGAGUAUGUCGUGGCCAAUCUCGAGUCUAUCUACCUUUCCAUGCUCAGCUGGGCGGACAGCGAGAUUACGCAGCGUACACAACAGGGCAGGGAAAUCCUCACGACCAUCGAUCGCGUGUGCUCGGAAAACAACCCGCCUGUCGUACAUGAUUACCUCGCCGCCGAUGAGGAAGACCGGGGCAUGUUCGAGAGCGUGCUUCUUCAGAUCAAGAGUGUGACUUAUCUUCGAGCGCGUGCGCGAUGGUAUGACUGGAAGCAGUCGAUCCUGAGCGAGAAGGUGGAGCCGGACGUCCGCGGCAUUCGCGACGAUAUGCUCGCCGACGCUGAGAGGCAUGCCGCGGAGCGCCAGACAAUCGACCGUGUGCUCCCUAGUCUCCGAAAGCGGCGAGACGAGCUCGAGGCUGAGCUGGCCGCACACCGCGCUCAAGUCGAGGCCGUACUCGCAUGCGAUCCUGAAGAAAUUGCAGCACUUCGCGAAGGCAUCGAGGAGCAAGACACCGAAUUGGACCGCUUCCGUAUCGAACUCAGUGGCAAAAACGAAAGGAACGCUGAAGUCGAGCAGGAGUUGGCGGCUUUGAUGUCGCAAGGUGACCAGCACACGCUGGCUAUCAACGCUGCGCGCAGCAUGUGCGAUCAGGCGACGGUGGGCGAUGUCAUGCGCCUCGAUGCCGAGCUUGAGGCUCUCCAAGCGCUCCACGGGUGGAAAGUGUUACGCGCCGGCCCGCGCGUGGAAAUGCUACUCGGCGAACUCGAGCUUGCGGUUCCUGUGGAUGCGCUUGAACGUGCAACUCUCAGCCACAAGUCACCUCGGGGCCCCGAUGCCGGCCUUCUGGCGCUCGCGCAGGCCGCCCUGGUCGCUUCCAAAUGCACCUCUCUCCGCGACGUGGUGGACACAACCACGCAGCUCUGGGGAGCCGCCCGGAGCGCUCGUGACGAGCUCCGCCGCCUCGCCCUCUACUUCCCCGUCAGCUACGAGGUGGGACAUGACACACUGCUCGUAAGCGCCACCCUCGUCUUGCCCAAGGCGCAGGCUCGGGCGGCUCUCAACUUGACCCUCGGGCCAGAUGCGCUUACGAGCUGGCCGGAGGCGGCGCGCGCACUGCCUGUCGCGGUCAAGUUGGCCUACGGGCACGUGGACGCGAUCGGACUGCGGGAGCGCGCCAAGGAAACGCUCUUGAGCGCUGACCUCAGCCUCGCCGGUGUGCUUUUCCAGGCCUGUGCGGAAGCUGCUGCGUUGUAUGCUUAGACCGAAUUGUAAACUUGAGAUAUCAUGCUUGCUUAGGAAUGUAUUGCCUCCCCCUGUG
This is a messenger RNA of Cutaneotrichosporon oleaginosum, 4192 nucleotides long. RefSeq lists its product as uncharacterized. Gene Ontology annotation, cellular component: kinetochore. The record is from RefSeq and is a predicted model, not a curated record. Gene Ontology annotation, biological process: mitotic sister chromatid biorientation; mitotic spindle assembly checkpoint signaling; protein localization to kinetochore. Lineage: Eukaryota; Fungi; Basidiomycota; Tremellomycetes; Trichosporonales; Trichosporonaceae.